Molecule: messenger RNA, 510 nt
Organism: Amoebophrya sp. A25
Lineage: Eukaryota; Dinophyceae; Syndiniales; Amoebophryaceae
Source: the annotation of a GenBank genome assembly
GUCGACAUCGCCUGGCCCACCACUCCCUAGCGGUCGACAUCAACAUCUUGCUCAGGGGCAACAACAAGAUGAUGUAUACCCACCGCGAGGGCCGGACGAGGAUCUGCUUUGGUGCAAUAUGGACUACUACAACGAUCCGAGAACUUCUACUAGAAGGAGAGCAAGUACUCGGAGAAUUGUUGAUAAUAGUAAUCAUCUGCUCUACGGGACGAACUUGAACCGGACAACAAGGAGAAGAGAAAGCACUGCUCGACCAAGCAGGUCAUUUGGACGAGAGCAGCAGCUGUAUAAUGGUUUCCAUCAACACCAUGGUCAAGGCGAUGAAGAAGACCACUUGCUGAUGCGUCCUCAUGAAGCAGAACCAUCGCGAGGUAGAAGAAGGAGAAGCAGCAGCAGGAGAACACGAGGACUUGAGCAUCACACCGCGAGUAAGCAUAGAGGUAGAGGCUCUCGUCUAGAAAGCAUGGGUCAUCAAGAUGAACUAGCCGCACCUGACGAUGCGUCUGUCGG